Messenger RNA from Eupeodes corollae, 2158 nucleotides. RefSeq names its product synaptic vesicle glycoprotein 2B-like. The coding region runs from base 521 to 2068 and encodes 515 amino acids. The transcript has 9 exons. Lineage: Eukaryota; Metazoa; Arthropoda; Insecta; Diptera; Syrphidae. Gene Ontology annotation, biological process: transmembrane transport. Gene Ontology annotation, molecular function: transmembrane transporter activity. The record is from RefSeq and is a predicted model, not a curated record.
CCAAUGAGGAAUUUAUUCAAGGAUUUCGUUUAUUUUUUGAAAAUUUUCUAAAAUCGUAUUAAGUAUAUUUUUGUGUUUAUCACAGAAUCAUUUGUCUGAGUUUUUUUUUCUUGUCCAAUUUAGUUUUUCAAUCUUCAGUGAUAUUUCGUUUUUUGAUAGUUACAAGGAAAUAAUUAAAAUACUACGAAGAAGAAGUGGAAAAAAAAUGUUCUAUUAAUCAUCCUGAUUAAAGAAAAUUGUUUGGAUGCCUCAGGAUUUUGGAAAAACUAUACAAAUUAAUCAAUUAAAAAUUAAAUUCGUUAAUGGCGAUACAAGAAUUGGUAACUGGACUGUGUUUGGCAUAAUUUGUACAGUGAAAAGGAGCAUAUAAAAAAUAUCCAUCUCUAGGUCCUAGACUGCAAGAAAGUACUUAAAGUAAAUAGGUUAUCAAUAGGUUAAAAGUUUCGAAAAUAUCAAUCACACUUUUAAUUGUAAGCCGAACUCCUCCUGAAGUUAACCAAUUCCAGUAUUUUACAGUAAGAUGUGCAAUUCUAAGAACAUGAAUCGAGUGCCAAUUGAUGAGGCCUUAGAGGAAACAAAAUUUGGAAGAUUUAACUUUGUCCUGAUUUUAGUAUCUGGAUUUGUGAUUGUCAAUGUUUGUUUGGAAUUAGUUGGGAUUGGCUUUGUAUUGCCAGUAAUUAACUGCGAUAUGGAUUUAUCAUACAAAGAAAAGGGAAUUUUGGGUGCUGUUGGAUUCUUAGGAAUAAUAUCUAGCUCACAUAUUUGGGGAUUUUUGGCAGAUACAAUUGGCCGAAGGAAGGUUAUAAGGCCAACGCUUAUUGCAGGAUAUCUUGUAACAGUUGCUUCGAGUUUCGCACCAAAUUAUACAACUUUAUUAUUUCUUCGAUUUUUAAAUGGAUUUUUAAUAUCCGCUGGAUCUGCUACAAUAUUUGCUUACCUCGGGGAAUUUCAUUGUGAUAAAACAAGAAACCGCGCCAUUAUGUCAGCUGGUUUUAUUUCAGCUGCAUGUGCAUUGGUUUUCCCGUUUGUUGCUUGGGCAGCUAUUAAUCAAACCUGGUCUUACGAAAUACCAUUUUUGAAUAUUGUCUACAAACCAUGGCGUAUGUAUAUUAUGGUUAUUGGAUUGUUAGGAUUGGUAUGUGGUCUUAUUAUGUGUUUUUUGCCUGAGAGUCCAAAAUACUUACAUUCAAUUGGAAAAGAAGACCAAGUUUUGAAAAUACUGCAAAGGAUACAUUCAAUAAAUACAGGAAAAUCUAGAGAAAGCUUCAAGAUAGAGGCAAUUUUACCGGAGUCAAUGGAAGAAGUUAACAAAAGAAUUAAAAAUGAAAUUAAAGGAUCUGUUUUGGAAAAACUUAUAAAAUGCAUGUGGAACCAGACAGCUCCCCUAUUUAUGCGAGAACAUCGCAGGAAUACGGCUUUGACAUGUGUCAUACAAUUUUGGAUAUUUUUCACUUAUCACGGACUUUAUGUUUGGUUUCCACAUAUUCUAAAUAGUGUGAUGGAAUUCACACGAACAUAUCCAGAUAUUAAUCUUGAUAUGUGCGAUAUUUUGAGUACAAUGGAAAAUAUCAGAGCUGAUGAUAAUGAGUGCAAACAGUCAUUAGAGCUAUCAACUUAUCAUCAUACGUUUACACUUGAAGUAAUUUUUGUGUCACUUUAUUUGGGAGUUGGAUAUUUUACUGGAAAGGUUGGUCGAAGGCCAACAUUAUUUUUAAUUCUUCUGCUAUGCGGUGUUUGUGGAAUUAUAAGUUCAACUGUAACCAAACCAAUUGUUGCUGUUUAUGCUUUGCAAGUAUGGCUCGUGUGUGGCUUAGGAACGACAGUUCUCAGUUCAAUUACUGUUGAUAUUUUUCCAACUAAUUUGAGGGCUAUGGCUAUUUGUAUAUCUUUAAUGUGCGGAAGAAUCGGUAGUGUUUCUGGAACAAAUGUUAUUGGAGCACUAUUGGAGAAUCAUUGUCAAGCUGGGCUUCUUACAGCUGGCAUUGCACUAGUACUUAGUGGAUUUUUAGCUUUCUUUUUACCAAAAACUUCGAAGAAACCUAAAAAACAAAAUGAAAACAGUGCGUAGGUUUAUAUUUAAGAAAAAUCGUAGACUAACCUUAUGCACAUUUUAAUCAUGGUAUGGUAUUAAUUAUAAAAUGUAUUCUGUAAAUUUGAA